Molecule: messenger RNA, 1946 nt
Organism: Pollicipes pollicipes
Lineage: Eukaryota; Metazoa; Arthropoda; Thecostraca; Pollicipedomorpha; Pollicipedidae
Gene: step
Product: cytohesin steppke
Biological process (GO): regulation of ARF protein signal transduction
Molecular function (GO): guanyl-nucleotide exchange factor activity
Source: RefSeq, a predicted model, not a curated record
CGUCGCCCGGCGCCAGGACAGCGCGGCGAGCGCAGCCGACCAGCGCGGACCCAGUGCGACCUGCGCUGCGGGCGUGUGGGAGGGAGCCCUGUGACCGGCCGUCGCGUGGAGCGUCGCUGGUGCUCAGCCGCCGGGCAGGUCAUGGACGGUCGCGUCUGACCGCAGUUAGCGCGAUGGUGGCCAAAAUGGCGGCGCAGCCGCCGCCCGACCCCUCGGAAAACCUCAUCAACAAAUUAACUCCUGAGGAGCAGCAGCUGCUGCUGGACAUCAGGAGGCGCAAGGCCGAGCUCCUCCAGGAGAUUCAGCAACUCAAAGAUGAGAUCAGCGACGUGGCCAUGGACAUGGAGGCGGUGGAGACCGGGGAGGACGGCAAAAACGACCAGAAGAAGAAACAGCUGUCAAUCGGUCGCAAAAAGUUCAACAUGGACCCGAAGAAGGGCAUCGAGUACCUCAAGGAGCAUGAGCUGCUGCAGGACACGGCUGAAGACAUCGCCGAGUUCCUGCACAAGGGCGAGGGCCUGAACAAGCGCGCGAUCGGCGACUACCUGGGCGAGCGGCCCGACUUCAACCAGGCUGUGCUGGCGGCGUUCGUCAACCUGCACGACUUCUCGGACCUGAUCCUGGUGCAGGCGCUGCGCCAGUUCCUCUGGAGCUUCCGGCUGCCCGGCGAGAGCCAGAAGAUCGACCGCAUGAUGGAGUGCUUCGCGCAGCGCUACUGCCAGCUCAACCCGGACAUCUUCACACACGCCGACACGUGCUACACCCUGAGUUUCGCCAUCAUCAUGCUCAACACGUCGCUGCACAACCCCAGCGUCAAGGACAAGCCGUCCGUCGACCAGUUCAUCAGCAUGGUGCGCGGCAUCGACAAGGGAGGCAACCUGCCACGGGAGCUGCUGGUCAGCCUGUACGACAGCAUCAAGUCGGAGCCGUUCAUGAUCCCCGAGGACGACGGCAACGACCUGAUGCACACCUUCUUCAACCCCGACAAGGAGGGCUGGCUCUGGAAACAGGGCGGUCGCUACAAGUCGUGGAAGCGGCGGUGGUUCAUCUUGAACGAGAACUGUCUCUACUACUUCGAGUACACCACGGACAAGGAGCCCCGCGGUAUCAUCCCGCUGGAGAACAUACAGGUGCGUGUGGUGGAGGACCGCAGCAAGAGCAGCUGCUUCGAGCUGUACGCCUCGGGCACCGACUACAUCAAGGCCUGCAAGACUGACAACGAGGGCAAGGUGGUGGAGGGCAAGCACACCGCCUACCGCAUGUCCGCCGCCACCCCCGAGGAGAUGCACGAGUGGAUCAAGGCCAUACAGCAGAGCAUCAGUCUCAACCCGUUCUACGAUAUGCUGGCGGCGCGGAAGCGCAAGGCCCAGAAGGCGCCGCCGCGGUAACCCGUCCGCGACAGUGGCGCCGCGCUCGGCGACGGCGCGAACUAGCGGGCGAUCGGAACCGCCGGUGGCGCCGCGCGCGCCGGCGACGCGAACUAUGACGCGCGGUGUUGGCAGGUGGUGCGACCCUGCGGCGCGGGGCGGGGUGAUGAGCGGGUGUGCGCCGUCACGAUAGAGGGCGCUGCGGUCUCGGCAUGGCGCGCCGUGGCGCUGUUGUGUUGCCAUUGGACGGUGCUGCCGGCCGCGUGUGCCCGGGCGACACGUGCACGGCACGUGAGGCCGCGUUCGGAGCGAGGGCGCUCCGGCCGCGUUUUACGGCCGACUUCAUUCCGACGCGACGGACGGGGUGACACAGUACAAACGGGGCGGGGCGGCGCACGCUGGACGGAGGUGCGCCGGUCAGCAUAGCCCGUGGAACGAUUGAUUGUCCGGCGUGUGGUUUUGCGACUGUGUGUGCGUAUGUGUGUGGAUGUUAUAAAGUGCGAUUGUGUGCGUUUGGAUGUUUUGUGUGUGAGUGUGCGUGUGGGUGUGUCCAUACACAAUAAACAUGCCAGCAGAGCA